Messenger RNA from Oryzias latipes (Japanese medaka), 796 nucleotides. It is a transcript of the gene coa3a, whose product is annotated as cytochrome C oxidase assembly factor 3a. NCBI's taxonomy places the organism in Eukaryota, Metazoa, Chordata, Actinopteri, Beloniformes, Adrianichthyidae. Gene Ontology annotation, biological process: mitochondrial respiratory chain complex IV assembly. Gene Ontology annotation, cellular component: mitochondrial inner membrane. The record is from RefSeq and is a predicted model, not a curated record.
CAUCGCUUUCUAUCAUCGCUUCUUCGUCGUUUAAAACCGGCUCCACUGUCUGCAAAUAUGGCUGACAAGAAGCCUCCCGUGUCUGAUGCUCCCAUUGCAACCAGGAUAGAUCCGACUAAAGAGGGUCUUUCACGAGAACAGAUGCACUUUAUCAGACAAGUAGAGAUGGAACAAUGGAAGAAGAAGACGUCAAAGCUCCGAAUACGGAAUGUUGUGACGGGACUUGCUAUCGGAGCUAUUGUGCUCGGAAUCUAUGGCUACACAUUUUACUCGGUUUCCCAGGAGCGAAUCAUGGAUGAGAUCGAUGAGGAGGCCAAGCGAGCAAAACUGCAGGGACCCAAGACUGGUGCCAAUUGAGACAAAUGUGCUGCUGGCCUCUUUAUGGACCUGUGUGUUUGUCCUGAACGUAAACAGGCAGACUCAGAUGAUAUUGCUUACUUAUUCCAUUACUGUCUGCUUGUUUUACGCAGACAGAACUGGACUCUGUUUGAAAGUGAGGAAUAUGUGUUUUUCUUCUUUGAAAUAAAAAUAUACAUAUUUUUAUUAUUUCAUUUAAGUUAAGAAAAAAAGGACAACACUGGCCUUCAUAUUUCACACCAAAAGGCCCACAGUGAAAUUUAUCACCAUCUUGUUUUUUUUUUUUUUUUUUUUUUUUUUUUAAUUCUAAAUAUGUGACAUUGUGACAAUGAAUGCAUUAUAAGAUGGCAAAUAAGUUUAAAUCUAAAGUGACCUUUUGCUAAAGGAACAUGCUUUCAACAUUGAGGUAAAAUUAAUAAAGUAAGAGGAUUUGAAUCUG